Syngnathus acus (greater pipefish) is the source of this 1053-nucleotide messenger RNA. RefSeq names its product steroid 5 alpha-reductase 3 (gene srd5a3). Gene Ontology annotation, molecular function: 3-oxo-5-alpha-steroid 4-dehydrogenase activity. The transcript is spliced from 6 exons. Gene Ontology annotation, cellular component: endoplasmic reticulum. The record is from RefSeq and is a predicted model, not a curated record. NCBI's taxonomy places the organism in Eukaryota, Metazoa, Chordata, Actinopteri, Syngnathiformes, Syngnathidae. The coding region runs from base 29 to 973 and encodes 314 amino acids. Gene Ontology annotation, biological process: polyprenol catabolic process; dolichol-linked oligosaccharide biosynthetic process.
CACAAAACAAUAACACGGUGGUUCAAAAAUGACUUGGAGCGUUUUCGGCUUCAGUCUGAUAGAUUUCGUGUGGCUUAUUUUGGCUCUUUCUUUUUUUGCGGCGCUGUGGGCACACAAGAUAGCAAAGCGCUUGCCCUCGAAAUACCAAAGGUGCUGUCUCAAUGUGCUUUUCCAGGAUCUGGUUCGAUACGGGAAAACCAAACAGAAUCUAAAACGCGACAACUGGUUGUGCAUUUUUGACGUGCCAAAGAGGUGGUUCUGGCACUUCUACGCCACCUCUCUGGUUUGGAAUGGUCUCCUUUUGGCUUUCAGCCUCAACGUGACACUAAGACAAUUAUAUCCAAAAUGCCUGUCGGACUUGCUAAAUGUUCUGUCUGGUUCAUCACAUACAGAACACCAAGCUCCCCAUUUGAGCACGGUGCUCCUGCAGCUGCUGCUGUUAUCACACUCCCUCCGAAGGCUUGCGGAAUGUCUCUGCGUCAGCGUCUUCUCCGACGGCGUCAUCCACCUGCUGCAGUACGUCUUCGGCCUGGCCUACUACCUCCUGCUGGGGCUGACUGUGCUCUGCUCUGACUGUCAAACAAAAGGAAAUGGGCCUCUCUUAUCCCAACUGGAGUGGUGUCACGUUGUUGGGCUUGCACUUUUCAUUCCGGCCUCUUUACUGCAGCAUCAGUCCAUGGUGCUUUUGGCUGGACUCCGCACUGGAAAGUCAGGACGAGUGGAGACACUAGCUCACCGGAUGCCAAAAGGUGGCGGCUUUGAGCUGGUGUCGUGCCCACACUACUUGGCCGAGCUGCUCGUGUACAUCUCGCUGAGUUUGGUGGCCGGCGGUCUUUCGCUCACGUGGUGGCUGGUGGUCCUGUACGUAUUCUUCAACCAGGCGCUGGCCGCACUGCUCUGCCACGACCACUACGUCGGUAAAUACCCGUCCUACCCAGCCCAUAGAAAAGCAUUUAUACCUUUUUUGUUGUGAUGUGUAUACUUUUAUUUUAUUAUGAUCUAUUGUGUGUAUUAAUGCUUGGCUAAAUAAUAAAUUAACAGUUAUGCAAUCUA